CGGUCGGUUCGGGGGCGACACGUCCUAGGAGGAAGCACCGCCGGGACUGACACGUGGCCUUGGGCGGCGCUGCGCGUGUGGGUCGGAGAGGCGGGCGCCCGACCUGGACGCUCUGCGCCCGCGGACGGCUGCCCCCGAUGCAGCCGCCACCACCGGAGGAGGCCCGCAGGGACGGGCCUGAGGACUCCCAGUGGUCCAGGCCCGAGUGCCAGGCGUGGACGGGGACGCUGCUGCUGGGCACGUGCCUGCUGUACUGCGCCCGCGUCAGCGCGCCCGUGUGCGCCGUCUCCAUGAGCCAGGACUUCGGCUGGAACAAGAAGGAAGCUGGCGUCGUGCUCAGCAGCUUCUUCUGGGGCUACUGCCUGACUCAGGUGGUGGGCGGCCACCUGGGGGACCGGAUCGGGGGCGAGAAGGUCAUCCUGCUGUCCGCCUCGGCCUGGGGCUGCAUCACCGCCGCCACCCCGCUGCUCGCCCGCCUAGGCAGCGCCCACCUGCUCUUCAUGACCUGCGCACGCAUCCUCACGGGCUUGCUCCAAGGGGUCUACUUCCCGGCGCUGACCAGCCUGCUGUCCCAGAAGGUACGAGAGAGUGAACGAGCCUUCACCUACAGCGCCGUGGGGGCCGGGUCCCAAGUUGGGACGCUGGUGACGGGGGCCGUGGGCUCCCUGCUGCUGGACUGGUGUGGCUGGCCAAGCGUCUUCUACCUCUCCGGCGGACUCACCCUGCUGUGGGUGUGCUAUGUGUACAGGUACCUGCUGAGCGAAAAAGAUCUCCUCCUGGCCUUGGGCGUUCUGGCGAGGGGCCUGCGGGUGUCCAGGCGCACCAAAGUGCCCUGGAGACAGCUCUUCCGGAAGCCCUCUGUGUGGGCCGCCGUCUCCUCCCAGCUGUCGUCCGCGUGCUCCUUCUUCAUCCUCCUCUCCUGGCUGCCCACCUUCUUCAAGGAGACGUUCCCCAGCUCCAAGGGCUGGGUCUUCAACGUGGUGCCCUGGCUGGUGGCCAUCCCUGCCAGCCUGUUCAGCGGGCUCCUCUCUGACCAUCUCAUCAGUCAGGGUUACAGGACCAUCACUGUGCGGAAGUUCAUGCAGGUCGUGGGCCUCGGCCUGUCCAGCGUGUUUGCCCUGUGUUUGGGGCACACCUCGAGCUUCUGUAAAUCUGUGGUGUUCGCAUCAGCCUCCAUCGGCCUGCAGACGUUCAACCACAGUGGCGUUUCCGUCAACAUCCAGGACCUGGCGCCGUCCUGCGCCGGCUUUCUGUUCGGUGUGGCCAACACAGCCGGAGCCUUGGCAGGUGUCGUGGGCGUGUGCCUGGGAGGCUACCUCAUUGAGACCACGGGCUCCUGGACGUCCACGUUCAACAUGGUGGCUGCCGUCAACGGCCUGGGGCUGUGCACCUUUCUGCUGUUUGGAGAAGCCCAGCGGGUGGACCUGAGCCCCACCCACGAGGCCCUCUAGCCGCCGUGCCUGACGGUUCCCUGCCGACCCAGUGCCGCCCGGCUCGGGGUGACCCGAUCCCGGGUGUGUGAGCAGAGCGGGGCGGGUCCCAGCCGAGCCCGGCAACCUGGGCGGCCUCCAUCUCUCCACCUGCCACUGAGGUGAUCGUGCCCUCCCCUUGAGGCUUGCGGGCUGGCAGGGGUGAGUGGGGCUGGUAGUUUUAGUCGCAGCUGCGUUAUUACAGACAGUCUGUUCCACGCAGGUGCCCACGUGGUCACGGGGUGGGGGCACCGGCGACUGGACUCUUCCCCUCAGACCUGCUCUGCUUUGCUUCUUGGCCCUUGGGGCCAGAUCAUUCUUCCUGGGGGGCUGUCCUGCGCACUGCGGGCGUUUAGCAGCUGGCCCCCACCUCCUCGGUGACAGCUCCCGUCAUGACAACCAGCACCGGCUCCUGGCCUCACCUCCUGUCCUCAGGGACCACCAUGCCCUGGGCCAUAAUGGCGGCUCCGAUGGAGUCUGUUGGGGGGCUCAUCUCUGGGGAUCCCCCUCGGCAUCCUUCUCUGCCAGGGAUGCUUCUGGGGAGCAGGGAGCCCUCCCACCUUGUCCUUCUCUCUCUCAUCGUGAGGAACUGGUCUCAUGAGUUUGUAAUAGAUUCUGCAAGACGUGUAUGUAGAAAAACUAAGAAUGUGGAGAGAUGGCACCAGACUUAUUCAAAUGAUGGCUAUUAAACUGGGAAAGAAGAGUGUAUUAA
Molecule: messenger RNA, 2181 nt
Organism: Suricata suricatta (meerkat)
Lineage: Eukaryota; Metazoa; Chordata; Mammalia; Carnivora; Herpestidae
Gene: SLC17A9
Product: solute carrier family 17 member 9
Exons: 13
Coding region: 138-1451 (437 amino acids)
Biological process (GO): transmembrane transport
Cellular component (GO): membrane
Molecular function (GO): transmembrane transporter activity
Source: RefSeq, a predicted model, not a curated record